Linnemannia hyalina is the source of this 1275-nucleotide messenger RNA. NCBI's taxonomy places the organism in Eukaryota, Fungi, Mortierellomycota, Mortierellomycetes, Mortierellales, Mortierellaceae. The record is from the annotation of a GenBank genome assembly.
AUGGACUUCAUCCUAGACAAGGCCGACGAAUACGUCCUCGACUCCUUCUACAGGUCACUCCCUGCCAUCCCCGUCCCUGAUCUCAUCGCUGGACUCGCCGCCAUCCCCUCCCUCGCAGACUCAUACUCUCUCCUCUCAAAUACAACAACACCACCCCUCGAUACCUUGAAGACUAUCGCCAGCAAUGUCGUCUCCGCAAGCACCGCCGCAGGAUUGACGCUCAACUCCCUCGAGAACGACAACAUCUUCCGCCAAAUCAUCUCGCUCUUCCACCUCACCCUCCUCGGCGCCUUUUUGAUGUAUUUCACCUUUGCCUCGACCUCCUACUUCCUUGUCUUUGACCAGGCACAUACCAAGCACCCUAAAUUCCUCAAGAACCAAGUCAAACUCGAGAUCCAAAUGUCGGUAAAGGCCCUCCCCGGCAUCGCCGUCCUCACCACCCCUUGGUUCCUGGGCGAGGUCCGUGGGUACAGUCUGUUGUACUCGCACAUUCACAACGUCGAUGCCAUUAUCGAAAGGACCGCUGCGGCCAUCAACCCGCCUUCGUCAGUGAUUCAGGAGACCUUUGCCGCUGCUAUCGCUACCGGCGCCCCAAGCCUUAACGCCACGGCCCUCAACGCUGCUGCUCAUGCUACCGCUGCUGCGGAGCACGCUGCCCUUGCCGCCAAGUUUGGACCCCUUGGACCCAUCGUCUCCCCAUUCUUGGACGGUUGGGGUUAUGUCUUCAUCAGCUGCGUGGCCUUCUUGCUCUUUACCGACUGUGGAAUCUACUGGGUCCAUCGCCUCUUGCAUCACCCUCUUGUCUACAAACGUCUACACAAGCCCCACCACAAGUGGAUCAUCCCUUCACCAUACUCCUCCCACGCCUUCCACUUCAUGGACGGCUACCUCCAAUCGGUCCCCUACCACAUCUAUGUCUUCAUCAUCCCCAUGCAAAAGUACAUCUAUCUGGGUAUGUUUGGCGCCGUUAACCUGUGGUCGGUCCUGAUCCACGAUGGCGAGUAUAAGCUCGAAUCCAACGUCGUCAACUCGGCCGCCCAUCACGCCGUCCACCAUCUUUACUUCAACUACAACUAUGGCCAGUACUUCACCUUCUGGGACCGCAUCGGAGGCUCCUACCGCAAGCCUAAAUACGAGGAGCACUUUGAGGUGAAGUCCAAGGCUGAGACUUGGAAGAAGCAGGCCAAGGAGGUCGAUAACUUUGAUGAGUACGGAAAGCCUACUGCCGCUUCAGACGACUCUUUCAAGCCUAAGCCUACCAAGAAGGCUCUGUAA